This is a messenger RNA of Peromyscus californicus insignis, 1448 nucleotides long. It is a transcript of the gene Spaca9, whose product is annotated as sperm acrosome associated 9. Bases 149 to 817 code for a protein of 222 amino acids. Lineage: Eukaryota; Metazoa; Chordata; Mammalia; Rodentia; Cricetidae. The record is from RefSeq and is a predicted model, not a curated record. The transcript is spliced from 4 exons. Gene Ontology annotation, cellular component: sperm flagellum; ciliary base; acrosomal vesicle.
CCGCUUCCCGAGACCUGAGGAGGGCCUUCCUGCCCUUCGGGGCCCACACACCCACGGAGGCACUCCAAGCUUCUGGGCACUCUGUGAGGCGAAGGCCAGUCCGAGUCAAACCAGGACCCUCCCUGUCCUGUGAGACCCAAGGACGACAAUGAACGAGGUGAAAGAGACCCUCCGCAGCAUCGAGCAGAAGUACAAGCUCUUCCAGCAGCAACAGUUCACCUUCAUCGCAGCGCUAGAGCACUGCCGGGAGAACGCUCAUGACAAAAUCCGGCCCAUCUCCAGCAUUGGACAGGUGCAGAGCUACAUGGAACACUAUUGCAACAACUCUACGGACCGGAGAAUUCUGUUCAUGUUCCUGGACAUCUGCUCAGAGCUCAACAAACUCUGCCAGCACUUUGAGGCCCUGCACUCCGGCACCCCCGUCACCAACAACCUUCUCGAGAAAUGCAAGACUCUGGUUAGCCAAAGCAAUGACCUGAGCAGCCUCAGAGCAAAGUACCCGCAUGAUGUAGUGAACCACCUCAGCUGUGAUGAAGCCAGGAACCACUACGGAGGCGUGGUCAGUCUUAUCCCUUUAGUCCUGGACUUAAUGAAAGAGUGGAUUGCUCAUUCUGAGAAGCUUCCUCGUAAAGUGCUGCAGCAUGUGAGUGAGGUCCUGGGUAGCCAGGGAGCCGCUGCAGCAACCACUAUCAGACCUGCCCAGCAAUGGUUAGGAAAACACAAUUAUAGGCAGCUUGCAAAAGAGAGCCUCAAAUCUAGGGGGAAAGACAAAGGCUCCUGGAUACCUCCCUGGAGACCACCUGGUGGGAAAUUGUAACUCAAUGUCAACCUUGGCUUCCACGGUUCAUCCAUUCUUACUGGGGGCCAAUACACAAUUGAGAACCUCUCUCUCUCUCUUGCUUUUCACUUCUAACCUCCGUGUUGAUGAAAGGGAUUCUUACUCAUGGAGCUGCCCAAACAAUGUGGUGUUGGUAGGCGUAUCCCAGAGGAAGGGUGCUGUGCUGAUGCCCAGGCCUCCUGCCCAUGCUGUGGCCUCUGGCUCUGUAAUGAGCAACUGGAGGGGGGCCCACUUAGCUCCUUGUCUUGACAAGGGCAAGAUGGAGAUGAGCUGCAAGGUCUCUCAUGAACAAGUUAGGGGGAAGGGAUCAGGAGGCUGAACUCACCUGUGUUCAGUUCCCUGGACCAAAACAAGGGAUGAAUGCUCUCCUUAGCUGGGAGAGGGAGAGCAUGGCAGAAGUCAGAAUUGUUUUGUGGCUCUUGAACAAGACAAAGGCCUGGUCCCUGUAGCAGUCUAGUCUAUCCACACUGUAAAUGUGUACUCCUGGCUUCUCUGCCUGCCAGAAGUGAGCUCUGACUGUUGGUUUUUCCCUUCACAGGGGACGACUUAGCUUCUGUAUUGUGCUUCCUUUGGGGGAGACAUUCAAGAAUAAAGUGUUCUACCACUUCUC